Molecule: messenger RNA, 4319 nt
Organism: Lytechinus pictus (painted urchin)
Lineage: Eukaryota; Metazoa; Echinodermata; Echinoidea; Temnopleuroida; Toxopneustidae
Product: TBCC domain-containing protein 1-like
Exons: 17
Coding region: 587-2236 (549 amino acids)
Biological process (GO): maintenance of centrosome location; maintenance of Golgi location
Cellular component (GO): spindle pole centrosome
Source: RefSeq, a predicted model, not a curated record
CCCCAUCCUACUGAGUACUGCUCUGAGGAGGGGAGACGGAUCCAGGGCCAGUCUUAAAUUUUAAUCCUUAAUUUGUGAUAUUCAAUAAUCAUCUCAGCUCAAACAUGUUUCAUUUCAUUUUUGUUAUUAAACAAUUUCAUAAAAAUGAACAAGAAUGACAAAUUCAAGUUCAACCUAUAUAAUAACUUUAACCUCGCAUAAGUUUGAGUGCUAGUGAUACUAUUGUAAUAGCACGUGCGAUUUAUUAUGCACAUUAAAGAAUAUGCUAUGUCACAUUUUUGUGAUAGUCAUAUCCGCAUUGCACACAAACAAAAUCGCAGUCUAACAUUUACAGCAUCAAGUCGUGAUUUGCGCUAUCAAAGAUACCGGUAUUACAAGGGGCAGGUCGCGUCGAAGGAAGGAAGGAAAAAGCUGCUGGUCUAAUUCCGAACUUUUGCCUGAAUUCAAGAAAGAUGAACAUAUAGAUUCUUACAUUAGAUUCUAGAGUUAACAGCCAUCACCGGGAGCAGGAAUUCUUCUCAAGGAGUUGGUACUGGAAACAAAGGAAGAUAAUCAAGUCAAUGUUAGAGGGAAGUAGACUGCUACAAUGUCAGAAGCAUCUGUCAGCCUGUGGUUAAAGUAUGAUACAUUCAACAUAGGCAUUUUGCCUGUAUCUCCUCACCCUAAACUCAGCCUUCAUUAUCUCAAGAAGAUAGCACUGUAUGCUAAAAAUAAAGGAAAGACUGGCUACCCAAGACUAGCUUAUUCAACAUGGAAGCACAUUGCUUGCAACAAACUAGGAAUGUUAGAGGAUCUAGCAUGGAUGUACUUUGAAGGCUUUGAUAUGCUGUGUGAUUACAGCCCAGAAGAGAGACUACAACAAAGGCAAGAUGCAGUUCACCAUACCAAAAAUAUAGAUGUUUGGAGGAAUGGUCAAAGCAUUGAUACACUGCAGUUCCUCCUGUAUCUGUAUCUCCAACAGCUUCACAAGAUAUCACUGAGAUCAUCGUUAGUGUCUGGUGAAGAAUGGCCAUCUCGAUCACGAUCACCUGACAUUGAUGGUAGGACUUCACCAGGACCUUCCUCUACCAAGAGUGUUGAUGAGAGCAACCAGCUGGUAUUUGUAUUGAAUCAUCUCAGUGAUAUCUUGGGACUCUUAGCUGAAGCAGACUCCUACUCAAGUACAGCCAAUGAUGUUCUUCUCUCUGUUCAAUCUGUAGAGGCUCUAGGAUUUCUCUUUGAAGGUUCUGUCAGCAAACACAAAAAUGUUCAGCUUGUUCAUCAAAUUGCAUUGCACCAGCAAAUACAGGCUAAAAGUGGAUAUUCUAAGAUCACUCAAGCCUUUUCUUUCAAGACAUUUGAAUCUUGGUUGAGGAGUAGUCUUAGUAACAGCCCUUUUGGUGUCACAGGCUGUAUAUCAAGUGGACAUAGACUACAAUGGUCAUCAGGUGAAGAUGGAGCCAAGAGGGGUAGAGUGGCAACCAACUGCAAUAAAGCUCCUAAAAGUUCACAGUUGGUCAUUCUUUCACAAAUCUCAAAACAGACAUUAGCCAAGAGUUCUCAGAUUCUUGUUGAUUCUCGUAUCAAGAUUCAUCGCUGUCACUAUGCAUUCAUUUAUCUGCUUUCUCCAGUCAGAGCUGUUAGCAUAGAGAAAUGUCGUCAUACAACGGUUGUUAUCGGUGCAGUUGAAACCACUCUACACCUUGUAGGAUGUGAACAUGUUACUGUCAUAGCAGCAGCAGGGAGAUUCUCAGUCAGUGGUUCAACAUUAUGCACUCUUCACAUGUUAACUCCAACCAGACCCUUACUCCUAGGAGGUAACGAUAGUAUUACUCUAGCUCCAUAUCACACUCACUAUGCUAUGUUACAUCAACAUAUGACUGCUGUAGGAUUAGCAGAGAAACCAAACCAAUGGAACAAUCCAAUUUGUGUUGGCCCUGAUCACACUGAUGAAAAUCCUGUUCACAAGACUAUGUCACCUAAAGAAUUCUUCACAUUUGUCAUUCCAUUUGAUAUGGAUGGAAUAACUGCAGAGAUUCCUGGUGGUCUUCCAUCGAGGUAUGAACGUGCUUUAGUGGACCGAGAAGGUCAGAUUAACAAUUGGCAACAAGCGGUCAAAGAUGCUGGACUCAAUACUGACCAGAAGAAACAAUUCCAAGCUCUUGUGGAAAACAAGUUUCAGAUAUGGUUGGCAGAAACUGGGCACAAGAGGGAGCUAGAUGGCUUAGUUCCCAGUGGUGGCUCUCCUACAAAAUAGGUGUACUUCUAUGUUUCUUUCUCUACCGUCCAGUUGUACUUAUUGUCGUAUCUUAUUUAUGAAAACCUUGAAAUCUUUACUGCAAUAUCUGUGUGUGUGUUUUUUUAUGAACAGUAGCUGUUGUAAAAUCUUAGGAAUUCAACUUUUUUUGUGUGUGUGUGUUUGGUGGUUAUUUUAUCUUUUAUUUAAUGCUCUGCAACUCUGAUAAAACUUGCAAUUUCUAGAAUAUUUGUGAUCCUUUUUUACAGAACAAUGAGUAUAUAGACACUGAUCAUCUGGGGUUAGGAGUAAAUGAAAUUGAAUAGUUGUAAAUCAAAGAGGACGAAAAUAAUUAUGGAGCCAAAUCAGUUCUUUACACCUCUCAUAUAGGUUACAUGUUACAAAAGAUUCUAGAUCAUUCCCUCAUCUCAUUACUUGUUUCUUGCAUGAAACAACUUAAAUUGAGCCACAUAAAAUAUUCAAUACUAAAAACUCUUGUGUUAACACUGACACUAAUUUAGAUUGGCAGAGAUGUAAUAAAUGCGCUUAGUUCAAUUAAAAAUACAGCUCAUGGUAUUGACAUGAUACAGCUAUAAAUGUACCCUGUUCAAAUAUUCUUUCAUGACUAUAAUUGUUUUGAAAAGCAACUUGAAUUUAUAACAUCACAAAUGUAUAUAAUGGAUGUAUACAAUAUUUGUUUUUUUCUUACUUUCGGCCGGUAAAUUGAAAAUGAAUGCCUAUACCAUUUUACAAAUUAUUUGAAUACCUAUUCUUUCCUCUCUUCUCCAUGGCAGAGAAGUAAAUAUGAUGGCAUUCAAUCUUCCUUUCUCUUUUUUUUUCUUUCCUUCCUAUAUUUUUGUUUACUAUUAUCAAUAGAAAAAAGUCACCAAACAAAUAUUGAAAAUUGGUCCCAAAACAAUAUAUCUCUGUUUGUGUGGGGUUUUUUUUUUCACAGACCAAAAAAAAAAGAGUCAAAUGAAGAAUCAACAUUAAACAUCAAAACAGAUUUAUCCGGUCCCCUUAACCAGCUGAUAUAUAUAAAUUAUGAAUCAUAACCAAAACACACAUAUGUAUAUAUUAUGAAUCUGAGAAUGCAUAAAAGGGAAGUCAUGAAAGAAAAAAAACGGACUAUGUAAUAUGUCUACACUCACAUAUUCAAUAGUGAAAACCAAAAUAACACUAAAUGCAUAGAUGGUUAAAUACACCAACAAUAAAACAUUGAAACAUGCAAGGUUAAAGAAAUAAUGCUUAUGGUCAGUGGCGUACCUAGGAUUUUCCACAGGGGGGGCAAAACCGUCCGCCAAAAAAUUUGACAAGCAAAAAAAAAAAAAAAAAAAAAAGGGUCUUCAAGCUCGUCAGGGGGGGCAAUAAAGGUCUUCAAGCUCGUCAGGGGGGGGCAAAAAAGGUCUUUCAAGCUCGUCAGGGGGGCAGGGAUACGUCCUUUGCAUGGGUUGUGGCUCGUCAGGGGGGGCAGUCUGCCCCCCCCCCCCCCCCCCCGUAGGUACGCUAGUGCUUAUGGUUCAUUAUCACGCACACAGUCAAUGUCUGUCAAUGUUGAGCUGAGUUUUCUUUCUGGUGUGCUGUUAAAUGUUUUAAGUACAAUCUGGGUGACGUUGUCCCUUAGGUAUGAUCUGCGUACGACUUCUGCUUCUGCUUUGCGAUGGCAUCCUUCGCUUUUGCUUGAUAUGUAGAUGGAUCGCUAAUAGUAGGUGGGUCAUCGCGACUGGGGUUGUUGACAUUGCUGGUAUGCGGGAGACGCGUAAUCGGAUCACGACAGACGAUACGGACUGACUCCUGCAGAUGUGUGUGUGAUAUUGACGAAGAAAUUUGAACAUUUUCUGCUUCCAUUUUUUUCACUCAAGAUUAUUGGCUUGUUGGCCAAUGUAGCAUUAUACAUUAAUUAAUGAACCCACAUUGCGAGGCGUAUUGUGUGAACUGAGCUGAAUUAAAUGGACUUCCGUUGUCAGACUUCAAGAUCUUCUCAAACCCCAAAACUGAGAGAACCUUGCACUGGCGUAAAUCCCGGGGGGGAUGGGGGGGAUAUAUCCCCCCCACUUUUCGAGGAGGGGGGAUGGCCUGUACAAACAUCCCCCCCAUUUUUUAC